GAGCCCUGGCUGUUGCCAGGGAGCAGUGGGCCAUGCCGGGGGCAGUGGAAGGCCCCAGCUGGAAGCAGGCAGAGGACAUUAGGGACAUCUAUGACUUCCGAGAUGUUCUGGGCACGGGGGCAUUCUCAGAGGUCAUCCUGGCAGAAGAUAAGAGGACUCAGAAGCUGGUGGCCAUCAAAUGCAUUGCCAAGAAGGCCCUGGAGGGCAAAGAGGGCAGCAUGGAGAACGAGAUCGCUGUCCUGCACAAGAUCAAGCACCCCAACAUCGUGGCCUUGGAUGACAUCUAUGAGAGUGGCGGCCACCUCUACCUUAUCAUGCAGCUGGUGUCAGGUGGGGAGCUGUUCGACCGCAUUGUAGAAAAAGGCUUCUACACGGAGCGGGAUGCCAGCCGCCUCAUCUUGCAGGUGCUGGAUGCUGUCAAGUACCUGCACGACCUGGGCAUUGUACACCGGGACCUCAAGCCAGAGAAUCUGCUCUACUACAGCCUGGAUGAAGACUCCAAGAUCAUGAUAUCAGACUUUGGCCUUUCCAAGAUGGAAGAUCCAGGCAGCGUGCUCUCCACAGCCUGUGGGACCCCUGGCUACGUGGCCCCUGAGGUGCUGGCCCAGAAACCCUACAGCAAGGCUGUGGACUGCUGGUCCAUUGGGGUCAUCGCCUAUAUCCUGCUCUGCGGUUACCCCCCCUUCUAUGACGAGAAUGAUGCCAAACUCUUUGAACAGAUUUUGAAGGCCGAGUACGAGUUUGACUCUCCUUACUGGGACGACAUCUCUGAUUCUGCCAAAGAUUUCAUCCGGCACUUGAUGGAGAAGGAUCCAGAGAAGAGGUUCACCUGUGAGCAGGCCUUGCAGCACCCAUGGAUCGCAGGAGAUACAGCUCUCGAUAAGAACAUCCACCAGUCUGUGAGCGAGCAGAUCAAGAAGAACUUUGCCAAGAGCAAGUGGAAGCAAGCCUUCAAUGCUACAGCUGUGGUGCGGCACAUGCGGAAGCUGCAGCUGGGCAUGAGCCAGGAGGGGCAGGGACAGCUGGCGAGCCAUGGGGAGCUGCUGACACCCCCAGCUGGAGGGCCGGCAGCAGGCUACUGCUGUCGAGACUGCUGUGUGGAGCCAGGCCCGGAGCUGUCCCCGACACUGCCGCCCCAGCUCUAGGGCCCUGGUCUCUGUCAGGGUUUCCUCCAUGGGAAGGGCUGGGGGCAGCCUGCUCCCCUUCCCUCCCUGAACUGGGGAGCCACCUUGCCCCAUGUCCUCCUCACCCAC
Molecule: messenger RNA, 1253 nt
Organism: Chinchilla lanigera (long-tailed chinchilla)
Lineage: Eukaryota; Metazoa; Chordata; Mammalia; Rodentia; Chinchillidae
Gene: Camk1
Product: calcium/calmodulin-dependent protein kinase I
Biological process (GO): peptidyl-serine phosphorylation
Cellular component (GO): intracellular anatomical structure
Molecular function (GO): ATP binding; calcium/calmodulin-dependent protein kinase activity; calmodulin binding
Source: RefSeq, a predicted model, not a curated record